AUGGGUACGAGAAAGCCAGGCGACACAAAAGGCUGCGGAAUACUUGUAUGCAACUCCCGACAAAAUGCCUUUCAGGGAAAGUGGAAAUACUUAGUUGCUGCACCAGUUUCCGAUAAGGAUUUACGUAAAGCCACAGAAAAAUUUUUUGAAGGUCCAUGCCAGAUGGCCCACCGCCGGCGACAUCCUGAGCUCGUCCCCGCAGUUACUGACCGUGAAAAUAUCACUAUCAAGCCAGGGAAAUCUCACCCCAUCAAACAGAUUUCCCUAACAAAACGACCACCGUUAGACGAGCUAAGCAACAAACUUAUCGAUAACAAACCCAAAAUCAAGAAGUCAGACCCCGCCCAAGACCAAAAAGAAGCCCCAAAGCCCGUCCAACCAGCAAAAAACGAAAACCACUCCAUCGUCAAAGCCUUCUCUUCUUCCCAAUUAACAACUAUUCUUGAACAUGACCCUAAAAUCUACAAUCACCCGCAAAUGGCAUCAGAAUAUCAGGACGAUAUUUUUAAAUAUCUCCACGAACUGGAACUGAAGAAGUACACUGUACCCAACCCUCAUCCAUGCGACUUUGACCAUAUUUUUCAAGACGGUCUCCCCUACCCCAUAAAACCGAAUUUUCUGGAAGACCAUCAGUCGACGCCUCGAAUGCGUGCCAUUUUAGUAAACUGGUACCUCCAAGACAACACUCAGGUGGGCAAAGAAAAUUUGCAGCUAGUGGGAGCUUCGGCUCUAUUGAUUGCUUCUAAAUACGAAGAGACGCACUACCCGGAAGUCGAGAAUUUCGUGUAUAUAUGUGACAACAUGUUGGCGGUUCGACAGACUUACCAGGAUGACAGGAUGACACCUCUCCUUGACACUAACUUUUCACCCCUUUUUCGUGAACAACGACACCCCAAAACUUCCGUGUCUUUCUUUCUCGACCUUCUCUCGUCGCCGUCUCAAAACCCCAAGCCACGCUCUUCUCGAACCUUCCAGCUCCUACCCCCCUACUCUCUAAAUGCGCGCGCUAUUUAA
This is a messenger RNA of Zophobas morio, 1014 nucleotides long. Its product is annotated as G2/mitotic-specific cyclin-B1-like. The record is from RefSeq and is a predicted model, not a curated record. The coding region runs from base 1 to 1014 and encodes 337 amino acids. Gene Ontology annotation, cellular component: cytoplasm; nucleus; cyclin-dependent protein kinase holoenzyme complex. Gene Ontology annotation, molecular function: cyclin-dependent protein serine/threonine kinase regulator activity. Lineage: Eukaryota; Metazoa; Arthropoda; Insecta; Coleoptera; Tenebrionidae. The transcript is spliced from 6 exons. Gene Ontology annotation, biological process: regulation of cyclin-dependent protein serine/threonine kinase activity; mitotic cell cycle phase transition.